This is a messenger RNA of Pochonia chlamydosporia 170, 2253 nucleotides long. Its product is annotated as phosphoribosylaminoimidazole-succinocarboxamide synthase. The transcript has a single exon. NCBI's taxonomy places the organism in Eukaryota, Fungi, Ascomycota, Sordariomycetes, Hypocreales, Clavicipitaceae. The record is from RefSeq and is a predicted model, not a curated record. The coding region runs from base 1 to 2253 and encodes 750 amino acids.
AUGUCGAACCAGGCCGUUCGAUUUGAUGAGGCUCAGCUGGCAAUGUUUGCUGCCGACAAUGCUGCCCGCAUGGACAGCUUCAAAGAUGAGCUAGCACUCGCGGCUGGCAAAGUUACACCUGGUGUUGAUGACACUCCAUACAUCCAGUAUGCUUUGGAGGCUUUGACUCGUGAAAGGGGAAGCCCAACAGCAAGCCAGCUGCCCGUCCCCUCACCUCCCUCUGAACGAUACAGUCAAGGAUUUCAACAACAGGGCCCAAAGUUCAUGGUCAAGGGAUUUGCUCCUGUACCCGCCUCCAAGGGCGAACCAUCCUCUUCACAUGGCGCUAUGCAUUCACCUAUUUCGCAUCAACCUCAGCAGCCAAAACCCAAAGAUUUGCCUCAAGACCGCAGCUUCCCAUUCACACCACAGCAACCUGGGCCUGCAGCUGCACCAGUGCAGCAAAAGCCGUCUACAACACAUCAGUGGAUUCCGGUAGACAAGAACAUGCUACAGACUAUUGACCCUCGUGGCCGCACUUACCCGGCUUUGACGUUUAAACCACGAAUUUUACGACCAUUUUCACUACUAAUGUUAAUGAUUCUGUGCGCUAUCAUGAUGGCGGGGCUGAUAUUUUCCGGCGUGUACUCACAAAAGAAUGACGGCCUGACUCCAUAUCCUGGCAGUAUAUACUCGGGACAGUACUUCGUGUUUCGUAUCCUACCUCAAAUUUUGGCUGGUAUCAUCCUAAUAUACGCCCAAAGCAUUGUCACAGCAUCACUUCGAGUGGUUCCGUUUGCCACAUUGGCCCAAGAAGAUCCCGAAAAGCGUUAUUUGGCUUUGUUCCAGAAUCUGUAUGCAACAUCAUUUCUGCUCCCUCAGUUACCAGGCGCAUGGCAGCUCAAAACAUUCGGCAUAGCCACUUGGCUUGCAAACUUUACGUUGCCGCUACUGAGUGCAGCAUUCACGUGCAUAUAUGUUGAUCGCGAGGGGCGAUGGGUAUGGUCGGCUACUCAAGGUCUGGUCUGGGCUUCCGUUGCCUUGUAUUUCAUUCUCUUGGUUGCCGCUGGCAUAUUAAUGACUUUUUGGUUUGGUCAUUGGACUGGGCUCCUCUGGGAUGCCCGCUCAAUUGCCGACGUCAUCCCUUUGCUGCACCGAACCAAUACCAUGAGCAGCUACCGACGUAAAGGUCUCUACGAGCGCAACUGUGACUAUAGAGCAGAACUCCGAGAGCGAUGGUUCGACAGACUGGGCUACUGGCAGAACAGAGACUCGGUGGGAGGAGUUUGGCAUGCCAUUGGAACUUCAGCCGUGCCCGCGGAUCACGGCCCCGAUUUUGUAACCGAACCACGAUCUGAACGUCGAAGCAACGAGCUCUCCGUCGGUUCUCAUCUCACGGGAUCAUCUGCACUUUUAGACUUCGAAGGUGGCAAGUACCUGCCAUGGUGUCUGAGAGACAUCCCAUUGGUGUCAUUCGUCCUUGUGACGAGUGCACUAUUGCUAGCUCUCCUCAUUGUGUCUUUCUUGCCCCAGACAAAGCUGGAGUCUGGAUUUACACCAUUGCUCCCAUCACGACCCGAUGGCUCAGCCUUCUCCGCCGCCAACUUUCUGUACAGCUUCCUCCCCUCCACAUUGGGCAUGAUUCUAUUUCUGCUGUUUCAGAGUUUUGAUCAGGCGUUGCGCAUCCUCCAGCCAUGGGGUGACAUGGCCUCUCUCGACGGCGCGGUAGCCAGCCGAUCCAUCCUCGCCGACUAUGCCGCCUGCCUACCCUUACACGUAACAGCCAGAGCGCUUCGAAACGGUCACUGGAGGGUUGCCGUCAUCUCCCUCAUGUCCACCCUCUUCAUCUUCAUCCCCAUUCUCGCCGGUGGCCUCUUCAUGGCCCUGACAACGCCUUCGCAGCAGGUUCGGAUGUUCCCGAGCAUGCCAGUGUUCGGCGUCCUCCUCGCAUUCCUCGUCCUGUACGUUGGUUGCGCAUCCCUACUCAUCCCCCAGCGCCGCCAAUUCUACCUCCCCCACUGUGUAACCACCAUCGCCUCUCUCAUCAGCUUCUGCACCGCCAAGGACCUCUACGAAGACCCUGCCUUCCGCUCCGUUCGGUCGAGAAAGGAUCUCGCUGCCCGACUUGGCGUGGGUCGUAAAGACGUCCGCGAGGAGAGCCUCUGGUUCUUUGGUGUGCUGGCUGGCCGCGAUGAGAAACGAAUCAGUGUACGACGAAUGAGACGGUAUACCGAAAAGGUAGCAAUGACACGAUCUAUGGCCUCAAUGGUAUAG